AUGACUGUUGUACCACUUGCAAUAGCAAUUAAUCCUAGCUAUUAUCGCUGGACGCAAUCAAAUUCCACCGUUCAUCAGCAAUGCCACCGACGUAUUCGCCCGGUGGCCAUUCAAGCCGAGCGCAAAUACCCCAAUUUGGAUGAGUACUACCAGAAAAACGCCGGCAAGUUCUGGGACAAAUUCUACAAGCGCCAUGAAAACAAGUUCUUCAAAGAUAGACAUUACUUGGAAAAGGACUGGGGUCACUACUUUUCUGAUGAUGCUCAAUCCACAAGUGGCAAGGUUGUUUUAGAGGUUGGUUGUGGAGCUGGCAAUACUAUAUUUCCGCUUAUUGCAGCAUAUCCCGAACUAUAUGUGCAAGCUUGUGAUAUCUCACCUCAUGCAGUCGAUCUUGUUAAGUCACAUGCAGAGUUCAAAGAUGAUCGGGUGAAUGCAUUUGUAUGUGAUGUUACAGUCAACAGUCUUCUUGAGAGGAUUAAACCUUCUUCAAUUGAUGUAGUUACCUUGAUUUUCAUGCUGUCUGCAGUUUCUACAUAUAGGAUGCCAUGGAUACUACAGAACAUUAAAAGAGUACUAAAGCCGGAUGGUUAUGUUCUCUUGCGGGAUUACGCUUUUGGAGAUUUUGCGCAAGUGAAGCUGGAAAACAAGAAUCAGAUGAUAAGUGAGGGCUUUUAUGUACGAGGUGAUGGAACUUGUUCAUUUUACUUCUCUGAAGACUUCUUGUCAACCUUAUUUUUCCAAGCUGGCUUCAAAACUGUAGAUAUCAGCACAUACUGCAAGCAAAUCAAAAAUUGUCGUAAGAAUAUAACUAUGGAUCGUCGUUGGAUUCGAGCCGUUUUUAACAACUUGGAGUGAUAUUCCAUAUUUUAUUGUGAGCCAGACGACCGUACUGUGAUUCAUACAUUGACUGCUUACC
This is a messenger RNA of Hibiscus syriacus, 916 nucleotides long. RefSeq lists its product as uncharacterized. Bases 1 to 855 code for a protein of 284 amino acids. The transcript is spliced from 9 exons. The record is from RefSeq and is a predicted model, not a curated record. NCBI's taxonomy places the organism in Eukaryota, Viridiplantae, Streptophyta, Magnoliopsida, Malvales, Malvaceae.